Messenger RNA from Aethalodelphis obliquidens (Pacific white-sided dolphin), 6908 nucleotides. It is a transcript of the gene ZNF536, whose product is annotated as zinc finger protein 536. Bases 134 to 4042 code for a protein of 1302 amino acids. Gene Ontology annotation, cellular component: nucleus. NCBI's taxonomy places the organism in Eukaryota, Metazoa, Chordata, Mammalia, Artiodactyla, Delphinidae. The record is from RefSeq and is a predicted model, not a curated record. Gene Ontology annotation, molecular function: RNA polymerase II cis-regulatory region sequence-specific DNA binding; DNA-binding transcription factor activity, RNA polymerase II-specific. The transcript has 6 exons. Gene Ontology annotation, biological process: regulation of DNA-templated transcription.
GAGAAGACUGGGUUUCAGCGUUGUUGUCACAGGAGCUUGACUAAGUUGCCAAAACCUGCUUGGAUUUUUACCUGAUAGCAUUUGGCUUGAAAAGCGAACAUGGUUCCAUUUCAAUUUUCCCUGGUUUCAAAGGAUGGAAGAAGCCAGUCUGUGCCUUGGAGUGUCCUCGGCGGCGCCGGAAGCUGAGCCCCAUCUGAGCAGCCCCGUCCUCAACGGCCAGUAUGCCAUGAGUCAGAAGUUGCACCAGAUCACCUCCCAGCUCAGCCAUGCUUUCCCCGAGCUGCAUCCACGGCCCAACCCAGAGGAUAAGACCCCGGUUCCCCUCGACGAGAAGGCCCACGUGCCCAUGAGUGGCCAGCCCAUGGGCAGUCAGAUGGCGCUCCUGGCCAACCAGCUGGGCCGGGAUGUGGACACCAGCCUCAAUGGGCGGGUGGACCUGCAGCAGUUCCUCAACGGGCAGAACCUGGGCAUCAUGUCCCAGAUGAGCGAUAUCGAGGACGACGCCCGCAAAAACCGCAAGUACCCGUGCCCUUUGUGCGGCAAACGUUUCCGCUUCAACAGCAUCCUCUCCCUGCACAUGCGCACUCACACCGGCGAGAAGCCCUUCAAGUGCCCGUACUGCGACCACCGGGCGGCACAGAAAGGGAACCUCAAGAUUCACCUGCGGACCCACAAGCUGGGCAACCUGGGGAAGGGGCGCGGGCGGGUGCGCGAGGAGAACCGCCUGCUGCACGAGCUGGAGGAGAGGGCCAUCCUGCGGGACAAGCAGAUGAAGAGCAGCCUGCUGCAGCCCCGGCCGGACUUGAAGCCCCUGCCGCACGCCCAGCAGACCCCGCUGGCCGCCUGCAACCUGGCCCUGCCCACCAACCACAGCGUGCCCGACGUGGCCAACCCGGUGCCCUCGCCCAAGCCGGCCAGUGUGCAGGAGGACUCAGCGACCCCCGCUGCUGGCUUCCGCUGCACCUUCUGCAAGGGCAAGUUCAAGAAGAGGGAGGAGCUGGACCGCCACAUCCGCAUCCUACACAAGCCCUACAAGUGCACGCUGUGCGACUUCGCUGCCUCGCAAGAGGAGGAGCUCAUCAGCCACGUGGAGAAGGCCCACAUCACGGCUGAGUCGGCCCAGGGCCAGGGCCCCAACGGCGGCGGGGAGCAGUCGGCCAACGAGUUCCGCUGUGAGGUUUGCGGACAGGUGUUCAGCCAGGCGUGGUUCCUGAAGGGCCACAUGCGGAAGCACAAAGACUCCUUCGAGCACUGCUGCCAGAUCUGCGGCCGGCGCUUCAAAGAGCCCUGGUUCCUGAAGAACCACAUGAAGGUCCACCUCAACAAGCUGUCAGUGAAGAACAAGUCCCCUAGCGACGCCGAGGUGCCUGUGCCCAUGGGCAGCAUGCCCCAAGAGGCCCACGCCAACCUGUACUCCAGGUACCUCUCCUGCCUGCAGAGCGGCUCAUUCAUGGCUGCCGACAAAGCCAGCCUGAGCGAGCCCAGCCAGCUCUACGGCAAAGGCGAGAUGCCCGUGAAGGAGAAGGAGGUUGUGGGGAAGCUGCUGACCCCCAUCUCCAGCAUGGCCCAUGGCGUCCCCGAGGGUGACAAGCACUCCCUCCUGGGAUGCCUCAACCUUGUGCCACCGUUGAAAUCCAGCUGCAUCGAGCGGUUGCAGGCAGCGGCGAAAGCUGCCGAGAUGGACCCCGUGAACAGCUACCAGGCGUGGCAGCUCAUGGCCAGGGGCAUGGCCAUGGAGCACGGCUUCUUGUCUAAAGAGCACCAGCUACAGCGCAACCACGAAGACACCUUGGCGAACGCCGGAGUUCUGUUUGAUAAGGAGAAGCGGGAGUACGUGUUAGUGGGAGCAGAUGGCUCCAAGCAGAAAAUGCCUGCUGAUUUGGUUCACAGCACUAAAGCGGGCAAUCAGAGAGACCUGCCAAAUACGCUCGACCCUUUGGAAGGCAGUCGGGAUUUUUUGUCACAUGGGCUGCACCAGGCUCUCGAGUACAACCUGCAGGGUCCCGGGAGUCUGAAGGAGAAGCCCACCGAGUGCCCGGACUGUGGCCGUGUGUUCCGCACCUACCACCAGGUGGUCGUGCACUCCCGCGUCCACAAGCGGGACCGCAAGGGCGACGAGGACGGGCUGCACGGGGGCCCCGAUGAGCGGCGCGGCUCGGGCAGUGACCAGGAGUCCCAGUCGGUGAGCCGCUCCACCACGCCCGGCUCCUCCAACGUCACUGAGGAGAGCGGGGUCGGAGGCGGGCUCUCGCAGACCGGGAGCGCCCAGGAGGACAGCCCACACCCCUCCUCGCCGUCCUCCUCAGACAUUGGAGAGGAGGCUGGGAGAUCUGCCGGCGUCCAGCAGCCCGCACUGCUUCGAGACAGGAGCCUGGGCUCGGCCAUGAAGGACUGCCCGUACUGUGGGAAAACCUUCCGGACAUCCCAUCACCUAAAGGUCCACCUGAGGAUACACACAGGUGAGAAACCCUACAAAUGUCCCCACUGUGAUUAUGCCGGCACCCAAUCAGCCUCCUUAAAAUAUCACCUAGAGCGGCACCACCGGGAGCGGCAGAACGGAGCGGGGCCACUGUCUGGGCAGCCCCUGAACCAAGACCACAGGGACGAGCUGUCCAACAAAGCUGCUUUGUUUAUCAGGCCAGACAUCCUGAGGGGCGCCUUUAAGGGUCUCCCCGGAAUCGACUUCAGAGGUGGCCCUGCAUCUCAGCAGUGGACAUCAGGGGUGUUCUCAUCUGGAGAUCACUCAGGGCAGGCCACUGGCUUGUCUUCUGAGGCUCCUUCAGACGCUCUGAAAGGUACCGACCUUCCUUCCAAAAGCACCCACUUCUCCGAAAUCGGGAGAGCUUAUCAAAGUAUCGUGAACAACGGUGUGAAUUUCCAAGGGUCCUUGCAAGCGUUCAUGGACAGCUUUGUCCUAAGCUCCUUGAAGAAGGAGAAGGACAUGAAGGACAAAGCCCUAUCUGACCCUCCUUCCAUGAAGGUCCACAGGGCAGACGGUGGCGAGGAGAAGGCGGGCGGCAAGGCAGCCCCCAGGAAGUCUGAGAAGUCUCAGUACGAGCCCCUGGACUUGUCCGUGCGGCCGGACGCCGCCUCCCUCCCAGGCUCCUCGGUGACUGUACAAGACAGCAUCGCGUGGCAUGGCUGCUUGUUUUGUGCUUUCACAACGUCCUCUAUGGAGCUGAUGGCCCUUCAUCUCCAGGCCAACCACCUGGGCAAAUCGAAACGCAAAGAUAGCGCCGUCGGGGUGACGGUCAAUUGCAAAGACCAAGCCCGGGAGGCCAGUAAAGUGGCCUUGUUGCCCUCGGUACAAUCAAGCAAAGAGAUGGCGCUUGCCAACAUGAUGGGGCCUCUAGACUCGGCUUCUGAAAAGAUGGCCCAAGGACAGGUCAAAGAGACUCUGGGGGAGCAGAAGAGUGGCCCAUGGCCCGGCCACAUGGACCCUACAUUCUGUAACUUCCCGUCAGACUUCUACAAGCAGUUCGGUGUUUACCCAGGUCUGCUGGGCUCGGGGGCCUCCAGUUCCUGCGCCAACAGGGAGCCCGACGGGAAGGCCCACUUGGAAGAUGAUGCCCCGAUCCUGAUCCCUGAAACCACAAAUAAGAACACUACUGAUGACCUCUCGGACAUCGCCUCCUCAGAGGACAUGGACUCCUCCAAAGGAGAAAACAACGAGGAAGAGGAUAUCGACACGGAGCCGGAGGUGAUGAGCAAACCGCCUGCCCUGAGCAAGGAUGGGGGCAGCGACGGUGGGGAUGGCCUGCUGCCCGUAGGCGCCCCACAGCCCAUCCAGGGACUGGUCUCCCCUCUACCCCAGGCAUCGGAGAAGCAGUGGCACAGCCCGGGCCUUCUUCCAGCCCAGGACCCCGUGGCGAGCCUGCCCAAGCCAGAGCGGGGGCCCCAGGGCCUGGAGAAGCCGAUGAAUGUGCUGUCGGUCCUCAGGGCCUACAGCGCCGAUGGCUUAGCAGCCUUUAACGGACUUGCAAGUAGCACAGCAAAUUCUGGAUGUAUCAAGAGGCCAGACUUGUGUGAUGAUUCUCAAUGACUGAUUUCAAGGGACAUUCCUGACAGGUCACAGGCCUUUCCAGUGCCGCUACUGUCCCUACAGUGCCUCUCAGAAGGGAAAUCUGAAGACCCACGUCCUCUGCGUCCAUCGCAUGCCUUUUGACAACAGCCAGUAUCCCGACCGCAGGUUCAAGCGCUCCAGAGUCGACUCGGAGGCUUCUGGGAAUUUCGAAGACCCCACAGCUGUCAAGGCGGGGAGCUCAGCGGAGCCAACGGAGGAGGGCAGCAAGGCCCAGGAGGAACGCAACUGAGCCAACCAACCCGGAUAUUGCAAUAUUAUUUUACACAGUUUUCAGAUUAUGCAUCUGGUAAAAGAGUUUGCUAACUGCAUUCCAAGGGGAAAAAAUCAUGUACAACCUCCCCUCUAGUGUAUAGAACAUUUAAAAAAUUUAAAAAGAUAGCUAUAUAUAUAUUAAAAAAAAAAUCCCCAGCCCUUGAAAAUGGCUGCUAAACUGUUACCCGGCAACAAGUAUUUCCAAACAAUGCAGGUGGGAGAAAAGGGAUUUCAGAAAUGCUUGGUGUCCUCCGAGCUCAAGAAAGCUGGGGGCCCUUCCAAUGCUAGAGUCGUCUUUGUUCAAAAAUCAUGCUCUUAACUGAAAAACGAUACCAUCUAAAUGAUUUAGUGUUGCCUUGAAGAUGGAGGGGCUGUGUUUUCAUCGUUGAAAACACCUCUAUAAUCUGACACCAGCUGCUGUCAUCUGCCUCGCACCCUAAUGGGAUGUGUUGGGAGGCGGCCGCGGUGCCAGUCUGACUGGAGCGGUCACUGCAGAGAAAAUCAAUUCACGUGGUGUUGUAACUGCACUCUCAGAGAAACCUUAGCCGGCCCGCAGCCAGCGCCAGGGCUGACCGGCACUGCAGAGGAUUGCCAUCUUCAACGUGCAUUUUAAAAACACCCACAGCCAAAUGAAUCAAUGGUCAGGAAGUAUCUGCAGACAAAUGUCCAGUGCAAGUUUGAUGAGUAAUUCCUUUUUUUUUAGAUCAAAUUGCAGUAUGGAGGGAAAUGCUUUUUUCUUGGUUGUCUUUUUUUCUUUUUUUUUUUUUUUUUUGGAGGAAUUUACAAGAAGCUUGCUAAUAAAAAAUUUUUUAGGGGUACAUGAUAUAAAAAUGCUUAGAAAAACUAGCCCACCUUAUCCACAGAAGGUGCUGGUGAGGAAUGGAAGUUUAUGUAACAAUAGAUUGUUUUUAUUAUGAUUUUAAAAAUUUUACUUGAAAGAAGGCUGCUUUGGUCCUUAUUAUCAGAUUUUUUUCGUGUGUUAGUUUUUGUAAGUCUCACAGACACGAAGCAAGAUUUUCUUCUCCAGCAAGCUCUUAUGAAAUAGCUUGUAUUAAAAUAUGAAUCUAAACAUCCUGCUCUCUAUCACUAAUGAAGAAGACUGUUUAAGUUAAAAUGUCUGUUUUUGUAAAACAAAUGUGUUCUAUAUUUUUGUAGAUUUUAGAUUUUCUACUGAUUGGAUACUCCAAAUUUAUCAAGUUCUGCACCACCCAGAGGGAGAUUGGAGAGCCAAUAAUGAAACAACUCAUUCUUUUAAAAAACAAUUUACGAAGACUAGUUAAUGGUUUAUUCCUGAAUCUGCUAGUGUGGUGUCAAAGUUCAGCCUCUUAACAUACUUCCUUUGCGUGACACGAAAUUGGUGCUGUUGCUUGUGACGGUGGAGAAGUAUUGAAGUAUUAACUUCUUCUAAAAAAAUCAUUCAGACUUAAAAAAAAAAAAAAAAGAUAGAUAUCUCCUUGCAGGCUGGGAGCACAGAAUAAAACCCCAGGGCCUUAAAAACUUCAGCUCUGCCUACAGCAGUUUACAAAAAUACUGAACUGCAAUCAAUGUAAAUAAAAUGCUUCGCUAUCCUGAGACCAGAAGGAAUCUCAGGCUAAUAAGGAAUCCGGUUUGCAUAUGCUGUCGAGAGGGUGACAUCCACCCGGGGUUUCAGUGUAAACGUGGUCGCUGUACAACGUGGACCCAUCUGGCAUAGAGCAAGCUGCUUUCUUGUUUUUCUAGAAUAGUUCUCACUGCCUUACUUAAAUCGAGUUGAUAAACUUAAUGCAACUGUUUCUAUGAUCCUAGAGAAAGGACUGAAAUGUUAUUGAAAACUUUCCGACUGUAGUAAGCUUUAGGAUUUUAAAUGCACUACUGUGUUUGGUGACUGUGCCAGUCGCUUGCUUUCUGUGUGUUUGCCCUGCCUUUGGUAUCUUAGCAAAGAAAAAUAUAAAAAAGAAGAAAAAAAAGUAAAAAGAGCAAAAAAGAGGAAAAAAAGUGGAAAAAAACGAGAGCCACGUUCCAUUUCUAGCACUUUGGGCGCUCUUUCAGUAUCCUUUUGUGUCUUCUGAGCAUCGUCAGAUGCGACAGGCAAUAAUUCUGUUUGUGACACUGGGAACAUCCCCUCUUCUUUGUGGCGUGUGUGUUGAUUCCAUUUUGUCCAGUGCUACCAUCCUUAUUUCCCCCCUGACACAGGCCUUCUUUCCAGAACAUUUGUAACUUGUAAUACAAACAAGUGACAGCCGCAGUGAUGCAGUGUCAGUUUCUGAAUGUCAUCAGGUUCUCAUAUCUAAACAUGUCAAGUUUUUACCCUGUAACUUCUGUAGUCUGUGAUGCUGGUCAUAAUACUGUCUACAUUCCUACACAAAGAAAAAAAUCUAUCUUGGAGGAAAUCUGAGAUCAAUAGAGUAGAGGAUUUUGUUGCUAUGCUUGUAACAAGUAGAAAACUUUGUAUUUAAAGUUUAUUCUUGGUCAUUAUUUAUUAUUAUAAUACAUCAGUUGACAGAACUUUAUUCUGGUAUAGAAAGUAUUAAAAGUUGUUUUUUCAGCAAUGACUGUUUUCUUUCUGCUGUUAGAAUAAAAUGUCUUUGAAGCA